Molecule: messenger RNA, 840 nt
Organism: Exserohilum turcica Et28A
Lineage: Eukaryota; Fungi; Ascomycota; Dothideomycetes; Pleosporales; Pleosporaceae
Exons: 2
Coding region: 1-840 (279 amino acids)
Biological process (GO): proteolysis
Source: RefSeq, a predicted model, not a curated record
AUGGCUUCAUCAUACUAUGCCACACCUCAGCCUCCCUCUGAGGAAGGAGAGAAGCCGAUAACGGUUCUCGUCACUGGUUUCGGUCCAUUUUUAUCGAGAUUCCCGAGAAACACCUCUUGGGAAAUUGCCUCUACACUCCCGAGCAUCAUUCCCGUCUCUCCAGACAACAAAACACCAAUCCACAUACACGUACAUCAUGAACCCAUCCGUGUAGCCUACGAUACCGUUUUCAAACUUGUACCCAAGCUGCUACCACCUGGCAAUUCCAUGUACCCCGUUCCAGAAAUCAUCCUACACAUUGGCCUCGCAGCAGCACGAAACUACUUUGCAAUUGAACAAGGUGCCAACGGCCGUGGAUACGGACGAAUUCCCGACGUAGAUCGUCAGCGCUUUGACGACUCAACCGCCGAACAGCACUUUCCUUCGUCAAAGUAUCCGUAUCGGUUAUCAACCAGCUUCGACACAGCCGACGUGCUUGCGUGCUGGACGGCGAAUCUAGGCCAUGAAUCCGUUAAUGGUGUGGCGGCCGAUAAAGCAUGCUCUGAUGUACGAAUCAGUACCGAUCCUGGAAAUUUUCUAUGUGGCUUCAUUUACUACAACAGUCUAGCGCACUACUUUGGUAUCAAGGAAGACGAGAAGCCAGUCAUUUUCCUGCACGUGCCAGAUCUGACUAGCAGCGAGGAGAAGAUGAAAGAAGGGUGGGAAGUCACUGUUGCUCUGAUCAAAGCACUCGUCGAAAGUCGGCGAAAAGCUGGUGGAAAGGUUGUGGAUGGCGAGAAGCUGAAUGGAGAGCACACGGCCGAAACAGUGGGUAUACAAACAGACAACAAUUUUGCAUAG